GCGCCCAUCGCAUUUACUUUUUCAAUGCAGACUGAGAACAAUGGGAUAAGUAAAAGUAACUAACAAUAAUAACCAAUUUGCUGUCGUUGAAAACACGAACCAUUCACAGAACGCGUAGAUCACAAACCAAGCACAACUGACAACUGUGCGAACGAAACGAACACGAAUGAGCCUGCACCGGAGUGCACCGAGUACACUUUUCAAAUAAACGAACGUUAAAUUCAAGCUCGGAGAUCUCAGAUCAAAAUAUCGAACGCAGGGUAAACCGAUAUAUAUGUAUUUUGUUUUUGUAUCAUGUGCAUCGGGCGAUCAGCUGCGAACGCAUAGUCAUAUUUUUACUAUUUAUUUUUUUUUCCAGUCGUAGUAGUCGUACACACACCGAAACGACAACUUUGCAUAUUCGUUUUGAUAAGAAUUUAUAUUUUUAUUUAUCAGUUCCCACGUAUAUUAUCAAAUAAUAUUAUUGCUUAAUCAGUUUUUACUAAAUUUUUAGGCAAAAUGGCUUACGCUUUACCCGAAAGUAUCCUUAGCAAACAAGUGUGUUCUAAUUGCAAGCAAUACUUAUCAUUUCCACCCACCAAAAACUAUUUCAACGGUGAAAUUAAGUGCGGUCGUUGUUCCAGUAUUAAUGAUAAUAAUUGUACUGUUUCUUCCUAUGAAAUUUUGGCUAAAAACUUGAUGUUCCCUUGUGUGAAUCGAUUUGGAGGCUGCCCGAAAAUGUUGCAUUAUGAGGACGUUAAGAAACAUGAAAACCAUUGCGUUUCGAACAUUGUACUUAAGUGCCCGUUAUGUCAAGAAAUUGAAGGUUCCGUGUUGUAUUUGAUUCAUCAUUUUAAAAUUGAACAUCCAAAGGAACUUUUACUCAAGCCAAAAAUAGUGAUUAGUGAUUUUUCUCAAAAAAUAUCCAACAAAAUCUUUUUAUAUUGCGACUAUGAAACUGCAAGAGUUUUUUAUUUAACAAUUUCAUGGGAAAUGCGCAAUUUUUUCUUAACCUGUGCUACUAUUGUUGAUGAUAGGAAAAUUCCACAAGUGUUUUUGAAGUUUUUUGAUGAAGAUGAUAAAUUGAUACAUGAAACAAAUCCUGAAAAGUGUAUGGGCUUACCUGAUUUUUUAUCAGACCGGGAACAAUUUGUUUUUGUGCCUCCAGCAGAACUUACAAGAUUUUGUUGUUAUAUAAAAUUUGAUCACAGUGCUCCUUUAAUGCAAAUUCAACAAUUUCACUUACAAAAAACUGACAAAUAUAAAAAACAAACAUUAAGAAAAAUGUAUUUGGAUGAAGAAUUCAAAAAUAAAUAUGAGCAAAUGGAUUUGAGAACCUUUAAGCUAUCGGCCAAUUACUUGCAAUUGAUAAACGAAAAAAUUGUUUUGCAAAUUGCUUGCGACUUUUGUGAAAACUUUUUCGCAUCGUCAGGGUUCGAUAAAAAAAUCUAUAAUGAUCCAAGCGAGGAUUCAAGCUGCUUUGUAUGUGGUACUUGUUAUUCAAGGGGAAUUACCAAAAGCCUAAAGAAUAGUGGAACCCAAAAACUGGAAUUACUUGAUGCCGGCAACAGCCCAUUUUAUUUAUUAAAUUUUUAUUGUAAAUUUGGUUGUAACAAAUUUUGCAGAAGCGGCGAACUGCUUUCGCAUGAAGACCACUGCGAAUUUAACAUGAAACGUGAUUUAUCUGGAGAAGAAUAUGUUAAAUUGGUAUUUGACAAACAUUUCAUUAAUGGCCAAAAAUAUAAUAGGGAGAAUGUAAUAUUGGAACCCAAUAAACUUAAAGCAAAAGGCAAAAUUUUUAUAGCGACAAGAGAUAAUUUUAAAUGCAUCAUUGAUUAUGAUGUGGACUAUACACAUUCUAAAUGUAACUUCCAUGUUAAUCACAACUACGACUCAAGAAUUUAUUAUAUUUUAGUACAUAAAUGGGAAAAUCAAAAAUUUAGUGUCGAAUAUAAUGAUUUUUCUAUGAAAACUAUUGUCGAUCGGGACAGUCCAUCAAUGUUUGCGGUUAUUUUGAAGGAAGUCCAUAAAGAUUUGGAGGUAUUUUAUGAUACAUGAGAUUUUUUUGAUCAAUUUAAAAAUUAUUUGUGGGGCAUGUAUUAUGAAUUAGGUUUUUUUGGGUUCUUUUUUUUUAAUUAGAAUUAGAAUUAUUGUUAAAAUAAUCUCAACUACUUUUUUGUUCUGGAAGAAUUUUUAUUUUCACAGUAAACUCAGCAAUAACUUUCUAAUAUAGUCUAAGGUUCUCAUGAUAUAUCCUGAAGAGGCAAGAUUGAACAGGAUAAUUUUAAAUAAUUGUCGAAGGUCUUUCAAGAUCAACUAAACUCAUAAUGAUGUAUUCUGAGAAGUUAAAUAUUAUUUAUAAUUCAUAAAGCCUGUUUAAUUUUAAACGCUCCGCCUCUUUUAAUAAAUCCCUUUUAUCAAUUUUAAUUUUUUUCCAUGUCUUAUUAUUCUUAAGUCUUAUUUAAUUUCAGUAUUUUUUUCAAAUAAAGGUGGCAUUCAUAAAAAUAGAUGAUGGUGUAAAACUGGUGUUUUAAUUGCUAAUAUUACCCAUUUCUCUGCUUUUCCUGAAGGACGAAUGUGCCUAGAAUGUUCG
Molecule: messenger RNA, 2572 nt
Organism: Ceutorhynchus assimilis (cabbage seed weevil)
Lineage: Eukaryota; Metazoa; Arthropoda; Insecta; Coleoptera; Curculionidae
Source: the annotation of a GenBank genome assembly